Messenger RNA from Solea senegalensis (Senegalese sole), 1971 nucleotides. It is a transcript of the gene lrr1, whose product is annotated as leucine rich repeat protein 1. NCBI's taxonomy places the organism in Eukaryota, Metazoa, Chordata, Actinopteri, Pleuronectiformes, Soleidae. Gene Ontology annotation, molecular function: protein binding. The transcript is spliced from 5 exons. The record is from RefSeq and is a predicted model, not a curated record. Bases 359 to 1624 code for a protein of 421 amino acids.
CAGUACGCUGACGUCACUUCCCGCGCGCGCGAGAUCGCGCUUCUGCUACUGACAACAAAUGACAUCUUAAAGUCUGAAAGACACCCGCGGUUUGAUGAAAUCUUAAGAGUAAAACUCACCUGUGCUCGACGCGGACCGUGUCCCCAGCUGGGGACUGAAUGUAGAGUCUUGCACGGACGUUGAGGACCAGUUAUGGUCUGUUGUUGACAUCCAUGGUUAGCACGGAUGUGUCCCCAGCUCCCGCUCGCGCUGCUGUUUUCGCGGAAGUUGUCCUCGUCUGGUAUGCAUUCAAACCUUUAGUUCGCUCCGGCUCGGCGUUCGAAGCCGGACCUCGGUCGGUCGCCGGUGAGUCGGUGCGAUGAAGCUGCAGUGUGAUGUCGAGGUGGUGAAUCGGAUGCUGCCCACGUACGGGAUGAGAAGUCGGGGGAAAGGGGCGAGAGCGGUCCUCAGCAUCGGGAGACAUGUGGACAAAACAAGCCAACGCAGCAACAUAUACAUGAUGAUCUGCACGGCCAAAGACAGAGCAGGCUCAAAGUACAAGCUGAAAGACAACAUAGAGAAGUUCUUCACGUGGUUUGUGGAGGAAGGCAAGGCCACCGUCAGAUUAAAGGAACCUGCGGUUGACGUUUGUUUAAGCAAGGCUGACGCUAACAGCUUGAAAAACUUCCUCUCGGCCGCUCGCCUCGCGGACAGAGGAAGCGACGCGAGCAGCCUCCCCCUCUCCACUCUCACCCCUGUGCGCGCGAGGGACGUGGAGCAACCCAAGAAGAAGAUGACCAUCGUCUCCAAGAAGGACUAUCCGCUCACGUCCAACUUCCCCUACUCUCUGGAGCAGCUGCAGGUGUCCUACUGCAAACUGUCGCGUGUGGACAUGCGGAUGUUGUCCCUUAAAGCCCUCCGCAAGCUCGACCUCAGCAACAACCACAUCAAGCAGCUCCCCGCCACCAUCGGUGACCUCGGCUGUCUCUCCGAGCUCGUCCUCCACAACAACCACCUGGAGACGUUCAGCGACGCGCUGUGCCUGUCCACCCUGCAGCGCACCCUCCAGCUGCUGGACCUCAGCCAGAAUCGACUCAAGUAUUUCCCGCCACAUUUCUGCCAGCUCAGGGAGCUGGUCAACCUGAAACUGGACGACAACGCGCUCGUCUGCUUGCCGUCGCACGCCGGCCGACUCCAGAAGCUGAGGUUCCUGUCGGCGGCGCACAACCAGCUCACCGUGCUGCCCGGUGACUUCCGCAAGCUGAGCCUGGAGAACCUAGACCUGUUUGGAAACCCCUUCAUCCAGGCCAAUCCUCUGGACCAUGAGAUGCAGCUGACGUUUCCCCUUUCACUUCAAGAGAUGGCGUCCAGAGUUGUGGCCAACCUCAGGAUACCGUACGGACCUCACCUCGUCUCGGCCCACUUAUGUCGGGACCUCGACCGAGCCAAGACGUGCGACUGCGGCUGCGUCUGCGUCAACUUCUUCAUCAAGACGGCGGUCAGCAUGAACCUGCACCAGGUGUCGCACACCGUCGUCCUGGUGGACGACAUGGGAGGCACGGACGCGCCGGUGCAGCGCUUCUUCUGCUCCCUCUCCUGCUACUCUGAGUUUCUGGACAACUCCCUCCAGAGGGGAAUCAGAUGAGCAGGAACAAAACGAAGCUUUUGUUGGAAAAAAAAAAAAUGGGGUGCAGUGGUAUUGACUUUAAAUAUCAACGUUGACUCCGUUAUAAGUUUCGAGCAGCUCGUUUUACACUCCCCUUCAACUUGUGACGCACUUAACACGUGGUGGGCAACAACACUUAUGCCGCUUUUUCCACUACAUAGUACGGGCCAUGUCGAGUUGAGUCGAGCCGUGCUGGGACCAUGUCGUGGAAAAGUGUCUCCCUGCCUCUACGAGUAAAACACAAACAUUAGACUCCGUUAAACUGAGCUAGUUUUUAUUCACGUACAACCUACUGUGUGAAAAUGUCAAUAAAAUAUAAAAGCAUU